Molecule: messenger RNA, 3704 nt
Organism: Pantherophis guttatus
Lineage: Eukaryota; Metazoa; Chordata; Lepidosauria; Squamata; Colubridae
Product: trafficking kinesin-binding protein 1-like
Biological process (GO): mitochondrion distribution; neurogenesis; vesicle transport along microtubule
Cellular component (GO): dendrite; cytoplasmic vesicle; mitochondrion
Molecular function (GO): myosin binding; signaling receptor binding
Source: RefSeq, a predicted model, not a curated record
ACCUCAGAUUCUAUAAACGUAUUAGUAUGCUGGUAGGGCAAGGAAAGCCUGCAAUGCAAAUUAGCGCGCUGGAGGAAAGUGAGGAUUUCUGAGCCGUGCAAGGCAAGCAGAGCUCUGACGCAGCUGACAGGCGUCUGCUUGGCUUCGCCCGUUUCACCUCUCGCAAGGUGAACGAUCCAAGGGACCGGAUCCUUGUACCUGCGAAGUUAAUGUUGCCCACCGAGGUAGAGGCUUUUCUGGGUUCUCCCGGAAUGGAGUUCUGGAUCAGCCCCGCCGCUUGCGACGAAGGCAACGGGAACAGUAACCUGGACAGUAGCGAGGAUCUCCUACCCCAGGAAUUGGAGGAGGUAAUAUGUUCCGAGCGAGUUGAGAAGAUCACCAAGACAUAUCAUGAUAUAGAUGCGGUCACCACCUUGCUGGAAGAGAAGGAACAUGAUUUGGAGUUAGCAGCCCGCAUUGGACAAACAUUGCUCAAACAAAAUCGGAGUUUGUCUGAACGCAAUGAGUUCUUGGAAGAGCAGCUAGAAUAUGCAAAAGAAGAGAUAGCUCAGUUGAGACAUGAAAUAUCGAUGCGGGAUGAUCUUCUCCGCAUGUUUACCAACAGCACUGAAGAGAGUGAGCCAACUUCCAUUAUUUCUACCCCGUUACGAAGGAAUGAUUCUUCCCUCUCUUUGGAGCAGGGAUUGCAAUAUGAUCUUCUUCAGCAGAAACUUAAAGGGUUGGAAGAGGAGAACCAGAAACUGCGUGCUGAAGCUGCAAACAUUGCCACAGAAACAUAUGAAUAUGAGGAGCAGGAACAGAAGCUCAUGCUUGAUUGUGUGGAACAAUUUUCUGAUAGCAGCCAGCAAGUUAUCCUGAUUUCUGAGGAGCUGGCUCUCAAGACAGAGGAUUCAAUCCGGCAACAGGAGGAGAUUAGCCAACUUCUAGCACAGAUUGUAGAGCAACAGCAGAAGUGCCGUGCGUAUUCUUCUGAAGUUGAGCAAUUGCAACAGCAACUUGCUGCAAGCAAAGAAAUCCAAUCGCAGCUUCGCAGAGAGCUCCAGGACACACAGGAGAAAUACACAGAAUGUGAAGCAAUGUUGCAUGAGGCUCAGGAAGACAUUAAAAACCUUCGCAACCGCAGUUUGCCCAACAGCACCAUCCAUCACAGUUCCCCCACCUUCUUACCCUUGGAUUCCCUGGCUGCAGAGAUCAAGAGCACAAUGAGAAAAGGGAUGGACAGCUCUGGGUCAUCUGAGUACAAAAGCUUCCGGCGUGUGUUUGAGACAGUGAAGGCUGUGAAACGAGCAACAAAAGCUAAAUCGGGAAGGGCAACCCCUUUGAGUCUUCCUCCACGUUCCCCGAAAGCAGCUUCAGUGGUCUGCAGUCACUUUAGCACUCCACGUAACAAACACUAUGGUUCAGAUAGCCCCAUUAUGCCAGAAGAAAAGAGUCACCUUGCUCCUGAAGUUCUCAAUGAUACCCACCGCGGCGUGGAUGCUACAUCAGGUACACCUGGGCGCCAUGUCUUGGAAGCUGCUAUCCAGAGUUUGUCUGCUCGCCAGAAGAACCACAGCACUGAGUAUUCAUUUUUUGAGAUGGAACGUGAAUGCAAACUGAAGCGUCUGGCUCGAGAGGCGGAGGAUUUCAGUGGGUGUCUGACCCCCAAUGGAAGCAUCGCAUCCAUAGGCACCAACUAUUCAGGCAGUUCUGGCACCUCCUUGAGCUCCUACUGUUGCUUCCCUGAUAAGCUUCAAAUUGUUAAGCCUAUGGAAGGUUCUAUGACUCUGCACCACUGGCAGCAGCUGGCCCGGCCUCACCUGGCAGGAAUCUUGGACCCUCGACCAGGUGUCCUUACCAAAGAUUUCCGCCAACUUGACACUGAUCUUGGAGAGGUCCACAAUCUAAAUGACUUAGAAGAAGAUGACAUGGAUGCCAGCGCCUUGUCUUCCCUUGCUACCUCAACAUCAAUUAAAGCCAAAGAAAGGCCAACUGUUUUUCACUCCGUUAACUAUCUGCCCCAGACCCCGCCUACUUUCACCAUCACCACCUGUUGCAUCAUGCACUCUAGCAAAGAGGUUACCAUGGUGACACCCAGGUACCAAGAUGGAAAUAUCUUCCUCCUGGACACCAAGAUCAGUCUUUAUAAUACAGUUGUGCCGUCUUGUGGGCCCUGCACGGGGCUGAGCCUGUCUUCCCCUCCUCAGUCCCACCUUAAGGAACAAUGCAGGCAGGAGAAGAAAGAGAAGGAGCUUGGACUGGUGACUCUACUGGCAAAGCAAGGCAUUUCUGCACAGAGCCAAGGACUGACGCGCGUGUCCCUGCCCUGCGUUAUUAGGGAUCCAAUCUCCUCCUCUUGCUUUUCUUCUUCUUUGGUUUCACUGUGUCACUACCACUUGGAUAGCUAUGCUGAUUGGACUUCAGGACUGCAAGCACUGCAACACAAAAAGCCUGAGAAGAGUUUGAAUAGCAUCUUCAGCUUGAACCUGGUAGAGAAACUGCAGCAACUGGGCCUCGAUAAGGUGCUGGCUAGAGGGGAAGCAUCAUACCUAACCUUACAUCAGCAGGAACUUCACCAAGAAAAGAAAUGUAGCUCUGGAUUUAGAAACCAGCAAGAUCCAGUGGAGCCUCAAUAAAAACGAAGGGGGUGUUUAUGUGUCCUGCUGCUUUAGGAAAGCUGGCCAAAACUCGUUUGUACAGCUAGAACACUGGGUGUUGAGGAGCACUUAAGUUCUACUUAGAGCACUGUUUUUUUCACUACUUGUGAAUCACUGUUGUUGGCAUGUCUAUUACAGGGGUACAUUGCAUCUUCAUUCUUCAAUUUCUUUUUCCCUCCUUCUCUCCUCCCCAUUGCUGCUGGAACAUUUCUGUCAAAUUACAAUUUUCAGACUGGUAUCUGGUCGUAUCCCCGAUCCCAAGCCCAUUUCUUCUGCCUUUUGUUGUCAAUCUACUUCUACUAGAAUUGCACAAGUCACAGAGCCUUCUGGGUUAGGAGGCUUGGGGCAAAAGGAGGGAGAAAAUUCUUGAACUUCCCAGCUAGAAAUGGCAAUGGACAGACUGAGCAUUGGAAGCUGCUGCUGGAAUAGAUUGUUGUCUGGGACAAGAAGCAAAGAUUAGCAGUAGCUUUUCUACAUCGUCUUAGCUCAUUGUUUUCAUAUUUGGAUUUGUUUUCACCCAUCUCUGCCCUCUUUCUAUUUCUCAGUUUCUACAGGGAUGGCAGGCUAAAUAGAAAUUUUGGUGGGAAGUUUUAUUUAAUUGUGAGGAGUUGAUUGAGACAUUUCUUCAUCGUCUUUUACUACCAAUCCUGGUAUCCUUGACCUUUGUUAACGGUGACAUGGUGUCUGGGUCUUCAUCUUGAUGAAGCCUGCAGAGAUUUUCCCUCUUAAAACCUUAAACCAGGAAUAGCUGUUGUUCCUCCCAAUUCCUCCUGAAUGACUAUUCUCAUUCUUUUCAGAGUUAAGUUUGGAAUGGCUUCCACAUGUGUUGUGCUUUUCUUUCUUCUCUUGAAAAGAAUGCCUGCAUUUUUCCAUUUAUGAAUGUUAGAUUAAAAAGCCAACCUCAUCCCUCCUGAACCUAUCUAGUUCUGUACUCCUUGCAUGCUUGUAUAUGUGUGCUUCACAAAAUGCCAUUUGCACUCCUUCUCCAAGGGCCAGUUUGAACUCUUCCACAUUUACAGUUCUCCUCCUGUGACUUAGCAAAAUUAAAUGAUGAUGCUGUUUCCCUGA